UAUUUCUUAAUCUGCAGCGCUCAGCACUGCACCUCGAAAAGCCAAACACCAGAGCACCCUAGAAAGCUUCACUAAAAGAAUGCUCAUGUUUGACCCAGUUCCUGUCAAGCAAGAGGCCAUGGACCCUGUCUCGGUGUCCUACCCAUCUAAUUACAUGGAGUCCAUCAAGCCCAGCAAGUACGGAGUCAUCUACUCCACACCAUUAUCCGACAAGUUCUUCCAGACCCCGGAAGUCCUGUCGCACGGCAUGCAGAUGGAGCCGGUGGACCUGACCGUGAACAAGCGGAGCUCGCCGCCCUCGGCCGGGAGCUCGCCUUCCUCGCUGAAGUUCCAGCCCUCGCACCGCAGGGCCUCGCCGGGGCUCAGCAUGCCGUCGUCCAGCCCGCCCAUGAAGAAGUACUCGCCCCCGCCCCCGGGCGUGCAGCCCUUCAGCAUGCCGCUGUCCAUGCCGCCGGUGAUGGCCGCCGCCCUGUCGCGGCACGGCAUCCGGAGCCCGGGGAUCCUGCCGGUCAUCCAGCCCGUGGUGGUGCAGCCCGUCCCCUUCAUGUACACCAGCCACCUCCAGCAGCCGCUCAUGGUGUCCUUGUCCGAGGAGAUGGAAAACUCCAACAGUAGCAUGCAAGUACCUGUAAUUGAAUCAUAUGAGAAGCCUAUAUUACAGAAAAAAAUUAAAAUAGAACCUGGGAUCGAACCACAGAGGACAGAUUAUUAUCCUGAAGAAAUGUCACCCCCUUUAAUGAACUCAGUGUCCCCCCCGCAAGCAUUGUUGCAAGAGAAUCACCCUUCAGUCAUAGUACAGCCGGGGAAGAGACCUUUACCUGUGGAAUCUCCAGACACCCAAAGGAAGCGAAGGAUACACAGAUGUGAUUAUGAAGGAUGCAACAAAGUGUACACUAAAAGCUCUCACUUGAAAGCACACAGAAGAACACAUACAGGAGAAAAACCCUACAAAUGCACAUGGGAAGGAUGCACAUGGAAAUUUGCUCGGUCUGAUGAACUCACAAGACAUUUCCGAAAACACACUGGGAUCAAACCUUUCCAGUGUCCGGACUGUGACCGCAGCUUCUCCCGUUCUGACCACCUUGCCCUCCAUAGGAAACGCCACAUGCUCGUUUGAAUGUCUCCGUCUCUGCCUAGGCACACGGCUCCCCACCCGCCCAGCUCUCUCUGUCCUUCCUCCCGUUGUCUAACUCAUUUUUUACAUGUACAUUUUAAUUUUGAUUCAGCUGGUCUGAAUCUCUGAAUUUAUAUCAGUCAAACUUCCAUAUGGUCAGUAGUAAAUAUUCUCUAAUCCUCCCUCCUUACCACGGGUCAGACCUAAAGAAUGUGAACACUUUUUUUUUUUUUUUUUUCCGGGGAUGCUAAGCAAACCCUUCUUACAGAUAAGUUUAAUGUAAUGAGAACAAGGGAACAUGUAAACUAACAGAACCCGUUGUCGGUUUGUCCAUGUAUUCCUCAAAAGAAUGUCAAAAGUAAAUGUAUUAGAAAUACAGUAUCCAGCCUUGCUAGUCCUUGCCAGAGACAUUCAUACCCCUGAGCCUGUGACUGCAUUCUGUGCUGCCCAGAGGGAAGACGGUGGACCCCUUCCCAGGUCAGCUAGAAGGGCAGCAAGAUUCCAGGCGAGUGCAGUCAGUGCUUCCAUUAUCCUUCACCAAUCUUGCUUGUCAACUUGGAUUUAUCACUUCAUCGACAUUAAGUCCUUUAACCUCCUUUGUGCCUGCAGCUAAUAAGGAGGACUUUGCCACCAGUGGAAGAGAAGCUAGAGUUGUUGACGUAGGGAGGGGGUCUCUGUCAGUUCAAGGGAUGGAUGCUGUAUUUGCAUCGCACGGAGUUGGAGCAAGGGCGCAAAGGAGGAAGCCAGCCAGGGGUUUUUAGUGAGGUUUCAUCAGUUGGUGAUCUGUGCAGUGCAUUCCUAGAACUUCAGUUUCUGCACAUUCAGCUCUGCAGAACCGUCCAGCGAAGCCAAAUACUGAUGGGGUUACCCAUGCACUGAUCUCCUGGCCUAUAAUGUCCUUAUUGUAGAUCAUCAAGCAUUGAGAGUAGGGACGCCACAAAAAUACUUGACCCAUAAUGGGGAAGAGUCUUUUGGAUUGGGGUCUGAAUGGCUCCUUUACCCAAUCCACGGAGAGCCUUUCUGCAAACAGGGCAACGUUGAGCGGUAAUUCUAUUCCCAAAUCAAAUUACUCCUAUAGCUUUCGUACAGAAAGUGUGAGUAACAAGGUGCCAAAUUGGCUGUCAUUGGUGUUCAUGACGCACAUCCCAGGUAAGCAUCUGCUAAGUAGAUUCAUUAAGACCUGAGUGACGCUCUUUGUAAAUAGUUGUGAAGCACACAGACCUUUAUUGGGGGAGGGGGGGGGGGGGGUGUUUGGACAGAUUCCUAAAAAAAUAGAAAAUCACAGUUCAGGGAUUCAUCUACGUAGCUCAAUAAUUCCCAAAGUUUACUGUUGGAGCUGGCACUCUCACUGUCAAGUAUCCUGUCAGAAGAACAAACUGAAAUGACUCGUGUUCAUGUUCAAGACAAACAGCACCAUUACUUGGACACUUCUCAAAAGUAGGCUUUUGAGCAUCAUAGUCUAAAUGCCAAUAAAAAUAAUUCGUGUAGAAAUGCCUUGGUUCUGAAUUGGGAAGGCAGUGGCAACGGUGGUCAAAAGUGGGCACGUGUGACCAAAUGCCCCUUCAUAAAGGACGGGGAAGAGAAGAAUGGAGUCCUGAAGAUUUCGUCCGAGCCACUACUCAGGAUCCAACACAACUUUAGCUGGGAGGAGUACACUUUUCAAAGCAUCGGUGAAGAAUGAUUCUGGAGGCCUGCGAAUUGUGUGGGGAGCUUACUUUGGCGCUAUGUUAAUGAAAGUAGUUGUAAGGACUGCACACCUAGAGGUCCCACUCAACAGCUCUCUGAACCAUCUGAAAGGAAAUGUACAGAAAUGCAAAAUAAUUUGUUAUCUGGCACUUGGUUUUUACUUUUUUUUUAAGCACUGCAAAAUUCGUUUAGAAUAUUAAAACAUCCUAAAUUGGGCUUUUU
Molecule: messenger RNA, 3022 nt
Organism: Pipistrellus kuhlii (Kuhl's pipistrelle)
Lineage: Eukaryota; Metazoa; Chordata; Mammalia; Chiroptera; Vespertilionidae
Gene: KLF3
Product: Kruppel like factor 3
Exons: 6
Coding region: 80-1117 (345 amino acids)
Biological process (GO): regulation of transcription by RNA polymerase II
Molecular function (GO): RNA polymerase II cis-regulatory region sequence-specific DNA binding; DNA-binding transcription factor activity, RNA polymerase II-specific
Source: RefSeq, a predicted model, not a curated record